AUGGAAACUUCCACCACCCCAAAGAACUAUGACAUGACCACAGGAGCCGACUAUGGAGCCGCAACCCCGUGCCAGAAGGUACAGGAGAGGGCCUUUGGGGCCCAGCUGCUGCCCCCCGUGUACUCGGUGGUAUUUGUCUUUGGCCUGAUAGGCAACAUCCUAGUGGUCCUGGUCCUCAUGCAAUACAAGAGGCUCAAAAGCAUGACGAGCAUCUACCUCCUCAACCUGGCCAUGUCUGACCUGAUCUUCCUCUUCACGCUGCCCUUCUGGAUUGACUACAAGCUGAAGGAUGACUGGGUUUUUGGUAAUCACAUGUGUAAGUUGCUCUCUGGGCUUUAUUUCAUGGGCUUGUACAGCGAGAUCUUCUUCAUCACCCUGCUGACCAUCGACAGGUACCUGGCCAUUGUCCAUGCUGUGUUUGCCCUGCGGGCUCGGACCGUCACCUUUGGUAUCAUCACCAGCAUUGUCAUCUGGGUCCUGGCCGUCUUGGCUUCUGUCCCGGGCUUGUACUUUUCCAAGACCCAGGAGACGUCCACUCACUACACCUGCAGUCUUGAUUUUCCUCCUGAAAGCCGAAGCACGUGGAAGCAGUUCCAGGCUCUGAAACUGAACAUCGUGGGGCUGGUGUUGCCUCUGUUGGUCAUGGUCGUCUGCUACACAGGGAUUAUAAAGAUUCUGCUCAGACGACCAAAUGAGAAGAAGUCCAAAGCUGUGCGUCUGAUUUUUGUCAUCAUGAUCAUCUUCUUUCUCUUUUGGACCCCGUACAAUCUGACUGUGUUUGUUUCUGCUUUCCAAGACUCCCUGUUCACCCAUGAGUGUGAGCAGAGCAAACAGCUGGACCUGGCCAUACAAGUGACGGAGGUGAUCGCCUACACCCACUGUUGCAUCAACCCCGUGAUCUACGUCUUUGUCAGUGAAAGGUUCCGCAAGUAUCUACGGCAGUUGUUCCAUCAGCUGUUCGCCGUUUGCCUGGCUAAAUGGCUCCCCUUCCUCUCCAUGAAGAGGCUAGAGAGGGUCAGCUCCACGUCCCCCUCCACCGGGGAGCAUGAACUCUCUGCUGGGUUCUGACUCAGGCCCCUGGAGGCUGACCCAGGACCCAACAAGAGUGACCUGCCUGGCAUGCCGGCUGGGGAGGAGGCAGCUUGGGUGUCCUGGCCAGAUUAUGAUGCCUGACGCAGAUGGAAUGGUAGCCACGUGGGGUUGAGGGAGCUCCAGGUGCUCCAGACCAAAUCACCUCUGGGGCUUGAGUUUUCUCUGUGAACUUCCCUUUGGUAGAAAGGAGAUGAAUAAAUGAAACGGGACAUUCCAGAAGACUGGGACAAAGGAUGACCAAGAAGGGCUUGGUCCCAAACAGGAAUUCAGAUUUGUGAACAUUAACAUUUGUAAACCAAACCACUGAGCAUCUGCCACCCUUGCCCCGUCACCAGUGAACUUGGAAAUAGUGAUUUCCACCACGGACUCCACUCUGAGCCGAGAGCCAGUCAGGAGCUGGCGGCUGCCUCCACCUACCCACCCCACUCCCACUGCAGGGUUUAGGCUCUUGGAAACCCUGAGGAACCUAGGACUCACGAUGGAAGAACUUGACAUCUGAUGGGAAGUAGGAUUGGGGAACUGCUUUUGGCAGUGGAACUAAGAAAGCCCUUGGAUGGAAUUUUUAUAUUCACUAAAAUUGAACAAUUCACGCAGUGGGCUGGAUACAGACGAAAUGUAUAAAAUGCUGCGCUUCUUGAAAUAGCCAGGGAGCGGAGGAAGUCAUUACUUCCAUUUAGCAUCCCUUUCUUUCUGAAUAUUUUUCAGAAUCUCCCUUCCCUGUAAGUUGAGGGAUGUGGCAGUAAAUUCUGACAGCUUUAUUGCAGAAAUUAGUAACAGGCCAAAGGAGACCGGAUUGCUUUUCUUCCUCUUGGUUCUCCAUCCAGACCUUUUAGUUGUGUGGCUCAGAGUUUUGGCAGCCACCUUGCACACAUCAGCAGAACAGGGACCUGGUGUGCAAGCUGAUGGGGUUUGAGGCUGGGAGGGUAAUGUCUACCAGGAAGGGUGGGGGCCCUGUCGAUGUAGGAAGUUGAGGAGCCCUUAACCCAAAGAAACUUAUUCACCCUAAAGGUCCUUAACGCUUCAGCUCUCACCUGAAGUGCGAUAGGACUUCCUAUCCAUUAUGUCUUCUUCCCUUUUCCCUCAGACAUAGAUUUUUUUGAAAAUAAUUUUCCCAGUAACAAAAAUUGUUUUCUAGAAAAGCUUAAAAACACAAAGGGGAAAAAAACCAUCAAAAGCAUUCAUAAUCCCCCUACCCAAAGACAACCACUGUACAUUCUUUGAUGUACUUUCCUUUAGUUUUUUUUUUUCUCCUAUGCAUAUCUGUGUUCAUGAGCAAGAUGGAUUUCAGCUGUAUUUACUCUUCCACUGUUGUUGUUU
Messenger RNA from Lagenorhynchus albirostris (white-beaked dolphin), 2409 nucleotides. Its product is annotated as C-C chemokine receptor type 1-like. Gene Ontology annotation, cellular component: cytoplasm; membrane. Gene Ontology annotation, molecular function: chemokine (C-C motif) ligand 5 binding; chemokine (C-C motif) ligand 7 binding; C-C chemokine receptor activity. Lineage: Eukaryota; Metazoa; Chordata; Mammalia; Artiodactyla; Delphinidae. The record is from RefSeq and is a predicted model, not a curated record. The transcript has a single exon. The coding region runs from base 1 to 1068 and encodes 355 amino acids. Gene Ontology annotation, biological process: G protein-coupled receptor signaling pathway; immune response; positive regulation of monocyte chemotaxis.